AUGGUCACUGUCCCGCAGCAGACCCAACGCGGAACGACGCCCGACAAUCUCCACGCCACCGGCCGCGUGCAGCUCUCGUUCUCCUUUGCUAUCCUUGCUCCCGAGCCUCUCCGUCCGAUGGCAGCACACAACGCCUGGGCGGCCUCCGGGCUCCUCCGAGCCGUCCAGCGUCUCACGAUCGCCCCGAAGACGGCAUCGACAGCAGCAGCGGCAUUUGCUGCGGCACCGUCCAUGUUCUCGCUGACGCUGCCGAUGUCCCCCCUCGCCGUGGCCGGCCGCCGCGCCUUCUCAGCCACGGCUGUCGCCGCCGGCACCUGGCUUGAGCCCAGUCUCAACCGCAAGCGCCGCAUGAUGAAGGGCCGUCCGCGUGUGGCCACGGGCGGCUCCGUCAAGGGCACCACCAUCGUGUGGGGCGACUACGGCCUUCGCAUGUGCGACCACCACCGACGCAUCAGCGCGGCCCAGCUCAAGGUGGCCGAGGACACCAUCAAGCAGCGGCUGCGCGGACAGCGGUACCGCCUGUACAAGCGGGUCAACUGCAACAUUGGCGUGUUCAUCAGCGGAAACGAGAUACGAAUGGGCAAGGGCAAGGGUUCGUUCGACCAUUGGGCCUCCCGUGUGGCCGUCAACCGCGUCAUCUUUGAGAUCCGCGGCGCCAUCCACGAACAGGUUGCACGGGACGCCUUCCGGCUCGCCGGAAACAAGAUGCCCGGCCAGUACGAGUUCGUCAAGAAGGGCGACCCUCCCAUUGUCGGCAUCACCAAGCUCGAGGACGGCCUGACCCUGGAGGACCUCAAGCGUCCAUGGCAGCUACCCGCCGCCCAGCAAGUAAAGAUCGCAGAAGCGGCAGCCACAUCCAAUUCCACGACACCAGCCCCAUGA
Molecule: messenger RNA, 882 nt
Organism: Grosmannia clavigera kw1407
Lineage: Eukaryota; Fungi; Ascomycota; Sordariomycetes; Ophiostomatales; Ophiostomataceae
Product: mitochondrial large ribosomal subunit
Exons: 3
Coding region: 1-882 (293 amino acids)
Biological process (GO): mitochondrial translation
Cellular component (GO): mitochondrial large ribosomal subunit; ribosome
Molecular function (GO): structural constituent of ribosome; rRNA binding
Source: RefSeq, a predicted model, not a curated record